Messenger RNA from Ahaetulla prasina, 11576 nucleotides. RefSeq names its product F-box and leucine rich repeat protein 20 (gene FBXL20). Gene Ontology annotation, cellular component: SCF ubiquitin ligase complex. Lineage: Eukaryota; Metazoa; Chordata; Lepidosauria; Squamata; Colubridae. Bases 492 to 1808 code for a protein of 438 amino acids. Gene Ontology annotation, biological process: SCF-dependent proteasomal ubiquitin-dependent protein catabolic process. The record is from RefSeq and is a predicted model, not a curated record. The transcript is spliced from 17 exons. Gene Ontology annotation, molecular function: protein binding.
AGCGGCACUGUUGCUGGCAGGUGCGGCGUGUUUUUGUUUUGGGUAGAAGAAUUAGUUGUAGUUGAGAAAGGCCAAGAUUCCUUAUUUUCGCCUUUUCGGAGCCGCGCGUGCCGGGAAGGAUCUCCCGCUGGCCAGCAGCCUCACGCUCACCGGGAGCUUGUCUCCGCCGCUUGCCUUGGGAGGAGGAGGAGGGGUGGUGGUGGUGGUGGAAAGGACUACGGCUCCUCCUCUCUCGCCAUCCCCCUCCCGCGGUGAAGAGGGAGGACGACGGCCAAGCAAGCGACCGAAGCCGCCGCGCCAAGGAGGUGGGGGGCCAGGUCUGGCUCGGCCUGGCCCGGCUUGGCUUGGUCUCGCCCGAGCUGACCCCCGCCGGGCCUCAGCCAUGAGGAGGGAAAUGAACGGGGUCACUAAGGGCCGGUUUGAGUUUAGAAAGGAAAAAUAAAACCAAGUGUUACAAAAAGUAUUUAGCACCAGAUGAUAAACAUCCAAACAUGAAAAAGAAUAUCUUCGUCCAGAAAUUGGCGGUUGGAUUAAGACAGAUGUUCUCAAACAAUGAUGAGGCUGUGAUCAACAAAAAGCUUCCCAAAGAGUUGCUUCUUCGAAUAUUCUCCUUUCUGGAUGUGGUCACUCUAUGCCGCUGUGCGCAGGUCUCCAGGGCAUGGAAUGUCCUAGCUUUGGAUGGUAGCAAUUGGCAACGCAUUGACCUGUUUGAUUUCCAAAGGGACAUUGAGGGGCGUGUAGUAGAGAAUAUUUCUAAAAGAUGUGGAGGAUUCCUUCGAAAGCUGAGUCUACGUGGAUGCCUAGGUGUGGGAGACAACGCAUUGAGGACCUUUGCACAAAACUGCAGAAAUAUUGAAGUGUUGAAUCUAAAUGGCUGCACCAAGAUUACAGAUGCUACAUGUACUAGCCUUAGUAAAUUUUGCUCAAAGUUACGGCAUCUUGAUCUAGCUUCCUGCACAUCAAUAACCAACCUGUCACUGAAAGCACUGAGUGAGGGGUGCCCUCUACUAGAGCAACUCAAUAUCUCGUGGUGUGACCAAGUGACAAAAGAUGGCAUCCAAAAUUUGGUGAGAGGCUGUGGUGGACUCAAAGCUCUGUUUCUUAAAGGCUGUACACAGCUGGAAGAUGAAGCUCUUAAAUACAUUGGUGCAAACUGUCCCGAAUUAGUGACUCUGAAUUUGCAAACAUGCUUGCAAAUAACAGAUGACGGACUCAUUACAAUAUGUAGAGGAUGCCACAAGUUGCAAUCGCUAUGUGCUUCUGGCUGUUCCAACAUCACUGAUGCCAUCUUGAAUGCGUUAGGGCAAAAUUGUCCAAAACUUAGAAUAUUGGAGGUAGCUCGUUGUUCCCAGCUUACAGAUGUGGGCUUUACAACUCUGGCUCGGAAUUGUCACGAACUUGAAAAAAUGGACUUGGAGGAAUGUGUUCAGAUAACAGACAGCACAUUAAUCCAGCUUUCCAUACACUGUCCACUGCUCCAAGUUUUGAGUUUAUCACACUGUGAGCUGAUCACCGAUGAUGGUAUUCGCCAUUUAGGCAAUGGUGCCUGUGCCCAUGAUCGCUUGGAGGUGAUUGAGCUGGAUAACUGCCCCUUGAUCACAGAUGCCUCCUUGGAACACCUCAAGAGUUGCCACAGCCUGGAAAGGAUAGAACUGUAUGACUGCCAACAGAUUACCCGAGCUGGAAUUAAGAGACUCAGGACCCACUUACCCAAUAUAAAAGUCCACGCCUACUUUGCACCUGUAACUCCACCACCAUCUGUGGGGGGCAGCAGACAGCGUUUCUGCAGAUGUUGCAUCAUCCUAUGACAUGAACCUUUUCAGAUACCUGGAAAUUUAUGGAAACUACAUCAGAUGUUUUCAUUUUAUUUAGAAGUAAGUAGAACUCAUGAUGGGAAAAUUCAGGUCCAUCCAGUUCAACACUGAAGGAUCAUAUUUAUUGAACUUGGUUUGAUUUGCUCAAAGCUACUGUUUCAAAAAACCACUGGAAUCAUCUUAUGGUGCUUUUUCGGAAGCCAUUUUUGGUAUCAGACAUGGUUUAAAAGGGCUAUGGGGAUGAUACAGCAACAUUCCAACAUUCCCUUCACAAAUAAGGCAAAUGGAGCCCCAAAACACAUGCCAAAGGUCACCAAAAACUUUCCCCGAUAUCCAAUAUCCUGCUUUUAUGAAUACUUCUUGUUAGUGAAUGUUUAUCAUUUGCUUUUGCCAUUCAAACUACUAGAUGUGUUGCUUUUUUUCCUUCUGUGCCAGUACUUGACACAGUAUGGUUUACAUUACAGGUGUUUUUUUCCUCUCACGGGACAGUUAGGUGCAAAAUUUAACCUGGAAUUUAGACCUUUCCCAAUGAGGCUCUUUGGUUGUUUGGAUUGCAAACUUCCAUUAUAAUUACACUCAUCUCAGCCUUCAGAUUUGAAGAUUGUUCUUUUAAACAAUCAUGGUGAUUAUAGUACCAUCUCAAUACAUUCCAUUGAUAUAGGGAAUUGAAACCUACCAUAAAAAUGGCAAUAUUUCAGAAUGUUCAGUUGAAAGCAAGAUCAGGCAGGCAGAAAGACAAACAAGGCAAGAGACAUUAAGUAUUCUCUACAUCAUGAAAGUUACAGAUUUUAAAGGGAUCUUCACCCACUUCUGGAAGCAAAAGCACAGCACAGAUUGCAGAGUCCUAUCCAGACAACUUCCCACAGUUUACAUUAAUUUAUUUUUCUCUUGCCAAGCUUAUAGAUGUUAAAAUAAACUUUCUUAAUUAUAUCUUAAUUAUACUAGAAAGACUAAGAUGGGGUAGAAUUCCACUGUUUUAUUAAAUUGUUUUGUGACAUGUUAUUUCAUUUUUCUUAAUCGGCAGGACAUUUAUUUUGAGAUCAGAAAAUAUGUUUUCCCUUUGCUCCAUAUGAAAUAUUUAAAUUUGUGCUGUGAUCUCAAUAUUCGAUUUCUUUUGCACAGAUAUUUGCUUUCUUACACAAACAUUUACAAUGAAUUUUCUCAACUCACCAAUAUAUAGUUUUUAAAGGGCUGUUCCAAAAUAUUUUUAAAAAUAUAUUUUUUGAAAUGUCAUUUCUCUCUUCCCUACAAUCUCUUCUAAUUUAUAGUUUUAAGAAAUGAUCAUCUGGCUCCAGUGGAGAAAUACUAUAAGUGAUUAUCAACUGCAAUGUAUACUAUUGAUCCACUGUUAAAGUGUAAAUUCUCUCUUUUUGAAUCCCAAACACCAUGGUAGUGAUCAUUAUCCAGAACAAAUUAGAAACUUACGUGUGCUCUCAUCUUGUCAAUGGUUAGCAAAGCUUUGAAGAUAACCCCAGAGUGUUUUGGAUUUUUUGUUUAUGAAUGAACAUGUGGGGACAAAUGUCAGGUGUUAUUCAUGUGCAAAGCUCCCUUGAGAUGAAUGAAAAUAUUUGCUGCAUUACAUAUCAUGUAUUUUCAGUUUAAAUGGUUCUCUUAAAUGUUCCAUUCUAUCAAACAGUAAUAUAGGGCUACUUGUUCAGGGUAAGAUAGAAAUAGCUCUACUUAUGUCACAUCUGGGGUUGAAGGAAAAGCUUUGGGCAAAUUGAUAGGUUAAUUUCUAGGUUUUUUUUCUGUAGAUCUGUGUAAGAUCCAGCAUCAUAACAUGCAUUAUACUUGCAUUCAUGACAAUAAAGAUUUGCCGUGAUUGCCAUUAAUGGGCUGCAUUUUCUGGAGUUAAAACCCAGAAGAUAAGCAAGGAUGUUAUUUACCCGGAUGUAGCUUCAAAGAGCAGAUGAGUCUUAGUACUAAUUCUUAAUGUUAGAAAAAAAUCUUGGCUUUGACAGAUGUCAGGUUUGAUCUGAGUAUAUUAUGUGAUGAAAAUUUCCCAUUCUCUAAAACUCUAUGGAUUGUCCAAACACAGUUUGUGUUUGCUAGCUAUGACAAUGUAGGUUAUUAGGAGCUGGGUUAGAUGAAGAUGUAUGACUAAACUGCUGCACAAAAAAAGAUCAGAGUGAAAAUAUAGACUUCAACAGUUUCAUGAUUCUAAAUUGAUGUGUUAAAAUAUUUUUUUGUGGAGUAGAGUCAAGGCAUUUUACAAUACGAUAUCUCUCUUUCUCCAAGGCAGGAUGAGCAAAUACUAAUAAUGUUUCUAAAAGCACCUCCCCUAGUUCUGGCUCUGCUAUUUUCCAAAGAGCAUUUAUGCCCAUCAGCUCUGUCCAAGACACUCUUGGUUUUCAGACAGCUUCUUCCCCAGAGAGCUCCUUCCUCUAAUUUUUCUCCUCUUCCAGAUAUGCUCACAAAGCAUAUCAGCAAGAACUCUUAAUGUUUGAAGGUAUGUCAGAAUUCCUUCAAAGCUGGGUCUGGGCUAUAAAACCAGUUUAUAUUUGCAUGCUAAUGCACUCCCUUCACUUCAUUUCCAUAGUCUCUUCAAGAGAUAUUAGUCAACAGCAUAAGUGCUGAAUUACUAGCCACAAGUCACAAGCCAUGUGAACAGCAUAACUGAUACAUAACCUGUUGCCAUCUCUGGGUAGUCAGGUAGCCUGGGCAGUGGAGGACAAAAAAAAUAAUAAUGCUAGGUAUUGUUUAUCCUCAUCCAUUUUAGAGGAACCACCCAUUCCAAUCUCUCGCGGCAUUUAUUCCCAGAGAUUACCAGUGAAGGCCAUGAUCUCGAAAUCUGGCCUGUAUUAUAAGAGAUGAAAAGGAUGGGAAAUGUCCUAAAGUCUUUCCAAUUGAAUCAACUCAAGGUGCGAGGAGAGGUUCUACAGCAAUCCCCAUAUUCCAUUCCUCAUAGGUGUUUCCUACUGCAGAUGCCAAUGUCCAGACUGCCAUCAUAUGGGAAAGAGUUGAAUGGAAGCGAUUAGAUAAUUCCAUUAAAGAACAUAGAGGAAAGCUCCCGCAGAAACAGUCUGUGGGUCACCAAUAGUCAGUCUCAGAAUUUACACAUGCAAAUUUACCCCAGGUUAAUAAAUUCUGUAAAACCCCAACACAAGGAAUCAGGAUCUUCUAAUUAAACAAUUCCUAUGCACGUACAAAUAGUGGAUAUUUUCUUUAUAACUCACAUGCCUGCUUUGUGCCUCCCCUUGCCUGAAGCAUGUAACAAAAUCAUUUAGGAUUGAAUAGGGAAACCAUUGUGAGGAGUGGCAAAAACUCUAGGUCAGGGGUAUCAAACACUAUUUCAUUGAGGGCCGCAUCAGGGUUGUGGUGGGGCAUGGUGGGCAUGGCCAUCUUGAUGUCACUCAUGUCGGGGGCAUCUGUGGUGGCCCAAGUACUCUGCCAGUGAAAACAGGCUCCAGAGCUCCAUUUUCAUCUGUGAUGGCCUCCUGCUGCCCUCUGCCAGUGAAAAUGGAGCCCGGGGUAUGCGUGUGUCACAUGUGGCCCUCCCAAGCUCCGUUUUCACUGGCAGAGGGCGGCAGGAGGCCGUCAGAACCAAAAAUGGUGCUCCAUUUUCGCUGGCAGAGGCACUACGGGCCAGUCCUUUGCUAUUUCUAGGGCGGCCCGACAGGCCAGAUCUAAGCACCCAGUGGGCCGGAUCUGCCCCCCCUCCCCUGGCCUUGAGUUUGACACCCCUGGUGGAAGGCUAAUGGAAUUUACCUACACAAUGAACCCACAUAACUACGUAUAAUCUUAAGAUUGUCACAAAUGUCAUGGUAGAGUUCAUCAGUGCAUAUACACUUAAGUUACUAUAUGCUACCCCAUAAGUAUCAUAAGACAAAAUGUCAAACAUCUCGUCCAGGUUCUUGUCUCAAUACAGAAAAUCAAGAUCAUUGAAGAUACUGUAUUUCACAUUCUUCAUUAUUCUUGAAAAAAAGAAUUAUACAUUAAUCUUGGAUGUGUAAUGCAUAAAUUGCCAUAUCAAAUAUUAAAGGUUUGGGAUGGAAACAUCCAAUAUAGAAUGUCUCAAGAAAGACAAGACUUUUAUUUAGACAUUCCCAGACACUCACUGUCUUCCAUUCAACAGCUCUUGAGGUAUUGAUGGUAAUCAGCAUAGUCAAUCUCAUAUCCCCAAGUGCUCCUGCCUAUAGGAUAUACUGCUUCAGCCACCCUAGAUUGAACAGGAAAAUAUUCACUAGACUUUGAAAGAUCUGGUCUUUAGAAAAAUAAAAUUUAAAAAGAACCCGCUAGCAUCAGGUUCACAGCACUCCCUUCAACUCCAAAGGGAGUAAACCAAUCCCUACCCACAAACUGACAAUUGCUAAAAAUGAACAUGCCCAGCUAGAACACAAUGAUAGAUUAGCUCAAUUGAAAGAUGUAUCCUGAAAAUAUAGCUUAAUUCUGGAAUGCUUGAACAAAUCCUGUUAACCUUCAGGAGGUUGACAACUGAUCUAAAAACGUAUGAUCUACAAAACAGAGAAAUUAAUCACAGACGUCCCAAACCAAGGAAUAUAGGCAGCAAAUGUAUGAAUUCAAUCAAAAACCUGUUAUUUAUGCCUUUACAUUCCCACUAAUCUCUUAAUGCAUUCUAUAUAAUGCAGCUAUAUCCCAUUACUAUACUUUAUCCAACCUUUGUAACCGAGAUGAAUUCAGUAUUCCCCCAGAUUCAGGAACUGAUUCUCCCCUCCUAUCUCAAUCUGAAUGCAUAAUUAGAGGGUAUUUGGCAAAAACUUGAAUGUCAGAUGUCUGUUAAGUUUUAUUUGACCAGAACAGAGGAAUUCAGAACCUUCUCAUCUCCUUCAACAGACCCCAUUUGGGUUGCAGAGCUUCAUUGGUUGUUUCCUAUACCGAAGUAGCCUAGAAGACCCCAAGUGAGCACACUCAGUUAGAAGUAUAGCCACCUUACCCAUAUUUUAUUUAUUAAAGUUGUUUGCUGCUAUCUUGCUAUGAGGUGACUCUGGGCUACUUACAGUCUUAAAAAUUGACACAAAUGCCUCUAAAGAUACAUGUGUGGUGCAUAAUUUUCUGGCGUCCAAUUUUGUAAAAUAAGCUUAAUUUACAUGCCUCAAUCAAAGUCUCUUUUAGCAUAUGGAUCUGGGGCAUUCAGCUAUAAGAUCCUACCCACAAAGCCAUCCCACCUUGAAAUUGAAAAACAUUAUAUAUGUUGCACUUACAUUAGAGUCAAGCCCACCCAGUUACUAACCAGAAACCAAAAUCACAAAAAGAGUUCCCAAUCAGGUUUAAUCAAUUGAACAUAUCAACUGAGCUCUCUCACAAUAAAUUUUGAAAGGGGAGUAGCAUCUCUUCCCCCCCCCCCACCAGAAGAAAUGCCAUCUGAAUCUUUUGUCCUGCCUCAGACAUGAGCAAUGGUGGGGGAGAUUUUCCACUAUAGAAUGCUGACUAUAUUGAAAACUAAUUGAAAGGCGGUUGUUGUUGUUGUUAUUAUUAUUAUUAUUAUUAUUAUUAAUGUUCAUUAAUUUUUUUAUUUAAUUAGAAAUCACAAUAACCUGAGAUGUCAAAAUAAUAUUGCCAUUGGAUAUGCCUGUACCUAAACAGUAAUAACAAAUGCCUCAGCAAAAAUUGCACGCAACUCAAGACAUGCUGUAUUACAUAUUGUGGAAAACAAUAAUUCUUACAUAUCAGCUGAAUUACACAUAAAUCCAUUUGCCCUAUAAACAUAGUGAAUGUGCUGGGAAUGACAAUAUAUCUUCAAUGAAUGAUCUGAAGAACCUCCAGCUCUGCUGAGUCACUAAAUCUAAUGCUCAAGGUAUGCUAACAGUGAUAUUUCACAAUUCUAAAGCAGUUAUUCCUGAAGAUAGAAAAAAAUAACUUUUUUUAAAAAAAGUUAUUUAGUUUCAUUUGAAAGUGGUAGGUGUGGCAUCUUAAAAUGCUGUGUUUUCAAGAGAAAGGUCCAUAGAUCAAGUUUUACUACCUUUAAGUAUAAUCCUGUUCACUUGGCUUAUAUUUGUCCCUGGAAGGCAGAAAUAAAACUAUAGAUUUGGAAGAGAUCCUUUAAAUUUUUCGAUUUAACCUACUAGUACCAAAUUAGAAGACAAAUGACUGUUUUCUCCAAUUGGAGCACAUUUGGUAAACUGCAAUUUAUGACUUCUCUAUGUGUCAGGUGGCAAUGGUGGCUGCUAAUAAAAUAGAACAGAACAAAAUAGAAUAUUGACCAAGUGUGAUUAGAAAUGCAAGGAAUUUGUCUCCAGUAUACAAGCUCCUAGUGUAUAUGCAAAAGAAGAAAGUAAUAAUCAUAAUAACAAAAGAUAAUCAUGAUAAGAAUAGAAUAGAAUAGAAUAGAACAGAAUAGAAUAGAAUAGAAUAGAAUAGAUUUUUUUAUGGGCUAAGUGUGAUUUGACACACAAGGAAUUUGUCUUCGUGCAUAUGGUCUCAGUGUAUAUAUAAAAAAAGAUACAUUCAUCAGGAAUUCUAAGGUACAACUUAAUGAUAGUCAGGGUACAAACAAGCAAUCAGAAGGUAAUGCAACAGAUGAGAAGGAUAAAUGUAAUACUGUAAGUCAUACUACAUGGGUAAUAUAUUUAGACAUAAGACAGAACUGUGGAAAACAAUAUACAGAUCCUUAACGGAAGGCAGGCUGGUUGCAAUUAUUUUUUCUACAAACCUCAUUAUCCAUUGAAGUCUGUAUCUGUCCUGUCUGGUUGCUGUGCCAAACCGGACAGUUACAGAGGUACAAAUGACACAUUAAGUAAAUCCUCGGUAGAACGGUAUCAGCAGCUCCUUGGACAGUCUGAACUUUCUGAGUUGACACAGGAAGAACAUUCUUUGUUUUGCCUUUUUAAUGAUGGUUCUAGUGUUCAUAUCUAUUUCAAAUCCUGGGAAAUUAUAAAACCCAAAAACUUAAAGGACUCUACUGUUGAUACUGUGUUAUCUGAUAUAGUAAGAGGGGUAGAGUAGGAGUGCUCCUCCUGAAAUCCCCUCUUAUCUCUAGUUGUAAACAUUUUCAGCUCCAGAUUGUUCCAGCUGCAACAUACGAUCAAUUGUUCAACCUCCCAUUGAAGAGACUUAUCAUCUCGAAUGAGACUAAUGACUGUUGUAACAUCUGUAAACUUGCAUAUUUUAACAGAAGGCUAUUUAGAGGUGCAGUCAUUGGUAUAUAGAGAAAAGAGUAAUAAAUGCAGAGAGCACAUGGCCCUGGACUGGGGGUGGGUGGAGGCGGCACCUAUGCUAAUUGGGUAUUUGAUGUGAUUUUCCCAAUCUUCACCUAUUGCUUUUUAACUGUCAGAAAGCUUAUAAUCUACCUACAAGUAUGGACAGGCACAAUUAGCUGAAUCAGUUUAGAAUGAAGAAUUACUGGAAUAAUGGUAUUGAAAUCUGCAAAAAGGACCCAUGCAUAAAUCCCUGGGGGGCUGUCCAAGGGUUGGGUAUUUGAAGUUUAUAUACAAAAUAUAUUUAGAAACGUAACAAUAUAAUAUAAUUCAGUGAAUUCCUUUAGGAAACCAGUGUCAAAGCACUCACAUAAGCACUUUUUAAUUAAAUAAAAGUUUUAUUAAACAUUUCACUCUGGAAUUAUAGAGUAUCUGUUUUUAAAUUUUAAGAUUGAAUUUAUACAACUAUUGAUAUUUUGCUUAGUGUGAAAAAGCUACUUUGAAUAUAUGGAGCAUAAUUCUCCUCUUUAACAAAUAUAUUGGACAUACACGUUGAAAUCUUGCUAUUUAGUCCCCAAGUAUAGAUUGUAGAGAAAUCUGUAUAUUUCAAAAACAUGGAAUCUGUAUUCACUGCUCCUGAAAACUUACACAUGUAAUAAUGCCAAUUUACUAUAACCAAAAUAUGUACAUGGAUCAAUGAGGUUUUUUUUAUUUUAUAAUAAUAUAACCUUGAUCAAGGUAAUAGUGUAGGAAACGUGUUGCAAAAAAAAAAUCUAGUUCCGAAUAUUUGGCAUUCUGUCACCAUGAGAAAAAAGCUUUCCAAGAAGAGAUUUAGAGGAACAGAUUGAGUAAUUUGUUCUUCAAAUUGUCUUCCAGAAUUAAUUUAGAUUUGGGUGCACAGUUAAUGGACAAGGAAUUCUUGUGCUCCAAACAGGAGCAUAAUCUAUUUAACGAAUUCUAAAAUCAAUGGUAUACUUUAUUGUAAUAUUAACACUUUCUGGAAAUUAAUACUAGGUCUGUGGCACAUCAAAUUUCCAUAACAAAUCCAUUUUAUUACAACAUAAAAUGAACAGACCAAAAAUAGUCAGUGUAUGAAGAUGGAAAAUCGACAUACCUUAAUUAACAGGUAAUCAGAUUAAUUCCCCUGGAGUAAUUUUAGAUUUUUCCCCACUUUACAAAGGGCAAACCUAGAUUUACUGUAUUGUACAAUAUUGCUAGCAAGAUUUGUCAGCAACAGUAAAUUUACCAAUCAAUACCUACCUGAAACAAGUGUUUUCCUCAUAUCCUGUACAACAAAAGAGAGACUUUAGGAGUAUGGUAUAUGAAGAAAGCUUUGAGUUGGUAAAUUGUAAUGUAGGUUAAAGCUUUCAUCAAUAUUUGGGAAUUGAUUAAAAAAUUAAGGUCGAGUUUCUGAAUGUUCAAGUUUAAAUGGGAUUUCCUUUACAUAGGAAAGGCAAGAGUUUUUUAAACAUCACAUAAGUUGUACAUCACAAAGUGGAUCACUAUUCAAAGGGGUAGGUAUGCUUUGUGCUAUUGACUUAGCACUUCAUAUGUGUUUGUAUUAAUACAUUAUGUUUAUCUGGUAUAAAAAUAGGCACUCUUGAUUACUUUAUAAUUAUGCUGCUGCUUUCCUACUGUGCAGGAUUUAGAAAUCAUUACAAAAAACCCCCACCCAGCUGGUAACAGAUGGCAGUAAGAUACAGUCAUGUUUAAAAAGGCUUAGACAAAUAACAGCAAUAUCCAAAUAAAAAUAAGAUUUAAAAAAAAAGAUUGCAGUUAAUACUAAGUGAAGUCAUGGUUUAAGCCAUAUGAAUCCAGAAAUGUUUCUUAUGAAAAGACUUAAAAGCUAAAAAAGGCACCUUUUUUGAUAGAUUAUUUAAUAGCAAGAUUCUGUGCAUACUUACUCAAAACUCAGGCCUGUUUAGGUCACUAGUGAUUAUUUGUAGAUAAGCAAAUGAAUGAGUGCAAUCUAAACUAUUUGAGGAUCAUCCGUUUCAAUAUUUGGCUUUUUAAAUUAAAAUGCUAACAAAAGCUGGCAACCAAUGUCCCAUAAUCUGUAUUCUAUAAAUGUAAAAACAACUCAUCAAAUGUUUGAAGAAGUGCCUGCCCAGGUGGUUAGAAUAUAUAAUAAUUUGAUAUUUAUGGAAGAUUGUUACAUAGUCUCUUGUAUGACUUUAGCUUAACUCUUUGGAUUUCUCUACCAAGAAUCAUCAGUAUCUAAUUGUAUUUUCCAAUAGAAGCCAACAAAAAUGAUUGGCACUUCUCCCAGUGAAACUAUCCAAUGUCAAAAUCAAAGAAAGCUGUACUGAUAACAUUGCAACAUAAAGGAGUGCACAGACAAAUCUGCCUUUUGGUUGGGGGACAGAUGAGGAGCAAAAACUAAAGAGGUUUCCUUUACAACCUAACAUUUUCUGGCAUUGUCACACUGAGCUAACCAUUAAUGAGCACUGAAAAAGCAAAGCUCUGCAUUGCUUGGGCAUUCUUAUAGAAAAAGAAAUUGGCAAAAGUAGAUUGCCCUGCAGCAUUCUCCACAAUUCCAGGUAAUUGACUGAUGCACCAUCUGUUCAGUGAGUAUGGCUGUUCACCUUCAUCACAGAUGCUGCAACCUGUUAGUUGUAGAAACAUGGGGGGGGGGUUAGUUUUCUGUUGGCCUUGCAAAUAAAUUGAC